GAGUUGAACAAAUAGGGUGCUGUGUCCGAAGGCAUGUGAAGAAUUUGGUAAGCAAUGUCAGUUUCAGACGAUGUUGGAUCAAUCAGGAGCCUAAGUCAGAUAUCGGAGGAGGAAACUGUGAAACUAAGUGUGGAUCUUGUAGCUGCUGCAAGGCAUAAUCUUGGGUUCUUGAGACUGGUGGAUGACUCUUACUGGCUUCACCAGAAACCCAGCAUUCUUGAAUCCAUCAGAAGAUAUGAUCAGCUUUGGAUGCCUCUCAUCUCUGAUCUCACAGUCGGUUCAACUCCUCCUAUGGUCCUUCCUCCACUUGAUGUUGAAUGGAUUUGGUUCUGUCACACCUUGAAUCCGGUCAGUUACAGAGAAUAUUGCAAGUCAAGGUUCUCGAAGUUAAUUGGGAAAGCAGCGAUCUUUGAUGAAGAAAAUGAAGAGUAUGCACUGAACAGAUGCAAAGAAAUUUGGGAAUACAGAUAUCCAUCCGAGCCUUUUGAGAGUGAAUUUGAGUUAAAUUUGGAGAAGCCUUGUGUUAUAAAUGAAGAUCUUCUGGAUCAAGUGUCUAAGCAGAGAUAUUUAUACACCAUAUUUAAUGAGCCAUACAGGUCAGAGGUUGUCUAUCUGAUUGCAGCAAGACAAAGCUAUAAAGGCUUUCUGUACAGUUUGAACAGAAUUUCCGAGAGGUGCUCUCUAUUGGUGCCCCCUUCAGAUGUUCUACUUAUGUGGCUGACUCAUCAGAGCUAUCCUACAGUAUAUGCUCAAGACACUAAGGAGUUGGAAGGGCAUAUUGAAAAGGUACAUGGAGCAUGGGAUGAUGUGAAUGUAAAGGAAGGAGCGAUAGAAGAAGCGAAAAACAUGUGGGAGGAAAUAUUUGAUCGACCAUAUGAGAAAGCUGGUGGUUCAGCCAUUGGGAGGGCUGUUCAUGUCAAACCACCUUUUUAUUGGGAUGCCUCAGACACGGAUGUUAAUACAAAGUACAGGUCUUUGGUGCCAAGGCUCUUGCUUGAGUUCUGCAUAUCCGUGAAGCUAAGUAGAGAGACAAGAGCAAUGAAGAGACAGAUGUCAAAUGAAUUUCUACGUCUCCGGAUGGCUAGAUGCCAUAAGGAACUCAAAUUAGAUAAACCAUUGUUAGACUUUAGAUCAGAAUCAUGGCGUAAAGCUUGGCAUCUGUACUGUGAGUUUGGCACAAAGGGAGCGAUACUUGAACUUCGUCAGAGAGGUGGCCGUUGCUUUAAAGGAAGUAACCUGCAAUGUAGCAUUGCAUUUCUUUGGAAUGAUUUAUUGCGUGCACGCUCUCUAACUUGGUCAAAAGAAAUUGAUCAAGUAGUUAAAGCAGAUGCUUCAAUCACUCCACCUGUUCAAGCACCCUACUUGUUGAAAUGCGUCCCAGACCGGGUCACAGAUGAUUCAGGAGCAAUGAUAUCAGAUGUAAUACUUAGAAUGAAUGAGUAUCGGCCUCAGGCUGGUCGGUGGUUGUCUCGCACUGUCCUUGACCAUGCAGGAAGAGAGUGUUUUGUCAUCCGAAUGAGGAUGGGAGGAGGAUUUUGGAGGAGAGGAGGCGAAACACCUUCAGCUGUUAAAUGGGAGGACAGGAUCAUAGAGAUUCGUGAAGGUUCUUGGUCCUACGUUGCUAGUUCGAUUGGCAAAGCCCCUGAGAAAGUUGUAGGCACUGCAACACCUCAAGAACCACCUGAGGAGUGGCAAGCUUCAUGGAACAUCUCAACAGGAAAUGAACUAUUAAUACGUUGGGGGUCUCCAACAUCCAGUUCAGGCUUCAAUUUUGUCAUAAGAAACAAGGAACCUACUGACAGGAUGGUAAGGUUGCUGAAAGGGAGGAAGAUGCAGUAUCAAGUCAAGAAGUCAUCAUCAGCCUCAGACUCUUCUAUCUGCAAAAAACCAAACGAUACGGAUGACGAAGAAGUAGAAGAAGAAGAAGAAGAAGAAGAUGGAUUUAUAACACUGGUCCGGUUCUCAGAGGAGUUGCCAACUGGAAAAGCAACUGCUCUUCUAAAUUGGAAGCUACCGGCAGUGGAGGUACUGCCUGAAGAAGAUGCAGUUUUUGUACUUCUUAUCUGCUUAUCAGUAUUGAGAAGCAUAUCGGAAAUGAAAAAAGAAGACGUGGGAAGCUUGUUAAUCAGGAGGAGGAUAAAGGAACCAAAGCCUGGAGAAAGAGACUGGGGAUCAAUAAUGCUACAUCCCUCUUCAUAUUCUCCAUCUAUUUCUUCACCUUACCUUCAACCCUGGUAUUGGAAUGCCGAGACAGUAGUGGCUUCCAAAACGAUGGAUGAUAUGACAAGGCCAUCAGCUAUGAAUCUCAACCACUCACCAGCAGAAGGUGGGGAUAAGCUGUACAAGGGAGGCGUCUUUGCCCUGAAAAAACUGUAACAGUUGACAUGGAAAAUUCAUACCAGGAUUUGAAAGGUGAUUCAAAGGAUUUGAGGACCUUUUUUUU
Messenger RNA from Coffea eugenioides, 2443 nucleotides. RefSeq names its product glycine-rich domain-containing protein 2. Lineage: Eukaryota; Viridiplantae; Streptophyta; Magnoliopsida; Gentianales; Rubiaceae. The transcript has 8 exons. Bases 55 to 2376 code for a protein of 773 amino acids. The record is from RefSeq and is a predicted model, not a curated record.